Molecule: messenger RNA, 1298 nt
Organism: Hibiscus syriacus
Lineage: Eukaryota; Viridiplantae; Streptophyta; Magnoliopsida; Malvales; Malvaceae
Exons: 10
Coding region: 1-801 (266 amino acids)
Cellular component (GO): cytoplasm
Source: RefSeq, a predicted model, not a curated record
AUGAGGAGUAGCUUAGUUGGGCAGCUUCAGGCUCUUUCUUCUACAGUUACUAUGCUGGCAGUACCAUCCCCUUCUUUAGCAGCUACUUUGUCUAUUGCUUUGGGUAGUCAAAGUGGGACAAUUGACGUCAUCGAUGUCUCUGCCAAUGCUGUUGCUGCAAGUUUUGAAGUUCAUAAUAUUACAGUUUCCCUUCUAAAUUCUCAUAUCUUGACAAUAUAUCUCUACUUAGUAGAAUUUCGUCAAAGGGGAAAUCGACAUCAAACCGGGCAGAGAGAUGCAUUGACUCAAGGUCAACUUAGUUUAAUGGCUUUUGAGCAAGAAGACUUGUGGGAAAGGGCUAAUGAGUGUAUCCCUUGGCAUGGGAAAUUGGAGGGUGAAGAAGCAAUUCAGAACCGUGUGCAUGAGCUUGUCACAGUUGGAAACUUCGAAGGUGCUGUCAGUUUAUUGCUUUCUGCUUCUCCAGAGUCUCCAUACUUCUACCCAAAUGCUCUACGUGCAGUUGCCCUUUCUUCUGCAGUGUCAAGAUCUCUUCUUCAGCUGGCACUUAAGGUUGUUGCUGCAAAUGUGGUCCGAACUGACCGGUCACUGUCUGGCACCCAUCUUCCCUGUGCUGUUGGAAGGUAUCAGGAAGCUUGUUCACAGCUACAAGAUUCUGGAUGCUGGACUGAUGCUGCUACUUUAGCUGCAGCUCAUUUAAAGGGAUCCGACUAUGCAAGGGUCUUACAAAGGUGGGCAGAGCAUGUCCAUCAUGCUGAACACAACAUUUGGAGGGCUCUUAUCUUAUUUGUUGCAUCCGGGUGAUCCAGGAGGCAUUGGCAGCCCUCCGUGAGGCACAGCAGCCCAACACAGUUGCUAUGUUUAUACUGGCAUGCCGUGAAAUUCACACGGAUUCAUUACUAAUUUAGUGGGCUCAGAGGAUGAAUCAGGAUCAUCAAUCAAUGAUUCAGUAGUUUACUUGCCUGGUUUAAACCGGCAAAUGAUGAUGUUAUUGCAGUUGGGGAAUAUUUUGGGUAGUACCAAAAGAAAUUGGUGCACCUAUGCAUGGACGCUCAACCAUUUUCAGAUGAAACCAGCUAUAACCCAAAAUUGUCUCAAAACUUAGUUUGGGUCUUUUGUUGAGAGAAACAUACAACCUGAGUGCUAGCAGAAUGGUCCUCUCUCAGCCUCUUAUGCCCCAAGUUGUCAAGAUUUUCCUUGUAUUACAGUCCAGUAAUCGGAGUACGCACACCGAUUUGUUUUGCAGCGGAGCCAUAGCAUGGUGACCGAUGGUGAACCCUCGGUUAUGUAGAAACCAUUAA